AGAAAAAGGUGUGUGAUUUUCUGCCAUAAAUUGAAGGGUUACCUUUGUACUUAUACAUGUAUAUCUGGUAGGGUUAGGGUUUUUUUUUUUCAAUAUCUAAUUCUGGAUUUGUGUUAUUUUUUUAAAUAAUCAGAUAUACUACCUGUUGAAAUCCAGUAAUUUUAAUGCAGUACCCCUUGUUAUCAGAAGUUCUUGUGAUGAGUUUCUGGGUUUUUACUUUGCCCUAAUUUUCUCCUCAAUUCGAGGGUUACUUGCUUUAUAGUGAAAAGUAGUUCUGGGAGCCACAAGAUUGGUGGAUUGUUGUCCGUUUGGCUGUGGGUACAAGGAUGUGGUCGAUGGAGUUUUGAGCUGCUUUUGGUCAAUUGACAUCUCAGAUUAGUGGAUCAAGAAUUUUAAUGAUGGGAACAGAACUCGUUAGACCUUGUCUCAAAGAAGAGAAUAUGGAAAUUCCAGCAGUUCCACCUGGUUUCGAGUCAUGUACAUCCUUCACUCUCAAGAGGGUUGAAGAUAAAGAAGUAGCGAGUAGUUGCUCUACCUCUGCAAGUGCUUCUGAAUUGCAGACAGUACACAUGGAAACUGAGUUCGAGUGUAGUGAUGAUGCAACCGUUUCAAGGUCCCUCAGGCGUAGGCCUUGGAUAAAUUACAGCCGAUUGGACGACAGUUCUGGAGAUGAGUCUGACUCUGAGCAGAAAACCUCUCAUAGAGCCUGCCUUCCAAAAGGGGUUAUUCGUGGGUGUAUGGAGUGUAUGAACUGCCAAAAGGUAAUUGCGAGAUGGCGUCCUGAAGAAGCUUGCAGGCCUGAUCUUGAAGAGGUUCCUGUCUUCUACCCAAAUGAAGAGGAGUUCAAAGACACUCUAAAAUAUAUGGAAACUGUACGCCAUAGGGCCGAAAAAUAUGGAAUUUGUCGUAUCGUACCUCCUCCUUCAUGGAAACCUCCUUGCCCUAUUAUGGAUAAAACUAUAUGGGAUAAAUCUAAAUUUCCUACUCGCAUCCAGAGAAUUGACAAACUUCAGAAUCGGAAUUCGAGGAAAAGAAUGUUGAAGACACAUAAUGAUAAGAGGAAAAAGAGAAGAUGCAUGAAAAAUGGGGUGAAUUAUGGCUCUGGUACUGGUACCGGAAAUAUUGUGGGUUGUGGUGAAGCUGGAAUUUUGGAGGAGACUUUUGGGUUUGAACCUGGGCCUGAGUUCACUCUAGAUGCUUUUCAAAAAUAUGCAAAUGAUUUUAAGGUGCAAUACUUUAGGAAGAAUGGAAGUGCUGCAGAUUCAAGAAGUAACAUUACCAAACUCCAAGAGCAGUGGGAGCCUACGUUGGAGGACAUUGAGGGUGAAUAUUGGCGGAUGGUAGAGAAACCCACUGAAGAAAUUGAGGUGCUUUACGGCGCUGAUUUGGAAACUGGGGUUUUUGGCAGCGGGUUCCCUAAACUGUCCAGCCAACAUGACUCUGUUUCAGAUGAGAAGUAUGUGAAAUCAGGCUGGAACUUGAAUAACUUCCCUAGGCUUUCAGGUUCUGUCCUUGCAUAUGAAAGCAGCGAUAUAUCCGGUGUUCUGGUGCCAUGGUUGUAUGUAGGAAUGUGCUUUUCCUCAUUUUGUUGGCACGUUGAAGAUCAUCACUUGUAUUCAUUGAAUUACGCACACUGGGGAGCUCCAAAAAUAUGGUACGGUGUGCCAGGGGAAGAUGCAGCUAAGUUGGAAGCAGCUAUGAGAAAGCAUUUGCCAGACCUUUUUGAAGAACAACCCGACUUGCUUCAUAAGCUGGUCACACAACUUUCUCCCUCUGUACUAAAGGCUGAGGGAGUACGUGUCUAUCGGUGUGUUCAAAACCCUGGAGAGUUUGUUCUGACCUUACCUAGAGCAUAUCACUCUGGGUUCAACUGUGGCUUCAACUGUGCCGAAGCAGUAAACGGAGCUCCUGUUGACUGGUUGCCUCAUGGGCAGAAUGCUAUUGAGCUCUAUCGAGAGCAAUGUAGAAAAACUUCGAUUUCCCAUGAUAAACUCUUGCUUGGGGCAGCAAGAGAUGCAGUCAAAGCUCAUUGGGAAAUUAGUUUACUGAGGAAAAAUAAUGCAGAUAACUUAAGAUGGAAGGAUGUAUGUGGGAAGGAUGGAAUAUUAUUAAAAGCACUCAAGACUCGUGUUGAUAUGGAGCGGGUGAGGAGGGAAUUUCUCUGCAAUUCUUCUCAUGCAGUGAAGAUGGAGAGCAAUUUUGAUGCCACGAGUGAGAGGGAAUGCAGUGUAUGCCUUUUUGAUUUACACUUGUCUGCCGCUGGAUGCAGAUGUUCGCCGGAUAGAUACACAUGCCUGAAUCAUACAAAGCAAUUGUGUUUAUGCUCAUGGAGUGCCAAAUUUUUCCUCUUUCGCUACGACAUCAAUGAACUAAACAUUCUGGUUGAAGCUGUGGAGGGAAAAUUGAGUGCAGUGUACAGAUGGGCAAAACUUGAUCUUGGUCUGGCUUUGAGUUCUUCUGUCUCAAAAGACAGUACACAUGUCCCUGGGCUUGGUAGUAAUUUAUCUCAUUCGCUAGAAGGAACAGUAAAGAGGGAAAUGAAUAUUCAACCCUUCGUGACAUCUGUUAAAGAGAUAAAAGGGGAGGAAACGAUAGAUGAAAAACCGAAUUUGGCUGGGAUCAGUGGUGGGACAUGCAUACUUAAAAGAGAAAUGCCAUUUCAGGCUGUAUUGGGGUUGGAAGCUGUAAAAGCGUCAUCUAAGUUGCCAAAGUCAUUACAUGAAGUGAAGGUCUCAAAUAAAGGUUCUCAAAUCAAGAAAGAAGGGGCAUUUCCUAAUUUAAGGACUCCAGUCUGUCAGCUUUCUCAAGAAGAUACCUCAUUCGCUGACAACUUGGCUGAAGAGAAACUUGAAGUAAGGAAGCCUUCAUUUUCAGGCAGUGGUAAUGUUAUAGUUCUUAGCGAUGAUGAGGGAGAGGAAUCAAAUGCGCCACUUCCAGAAAGAGUGAAGAAAAGUUCUGCCAUACCUACAGAACAUUCUCAGAGGCUGUCCAGUACUAGUACAGCAAGUGGCAGUAAUCAUAGUAAAGAUCCAAUAUUGACCCACCGUGUGACGAGUGCAGCAGUGAUGUGUGAAAUGGAUGCAAAAUUGUUACCUGAUGGGGUAACAAAAGGAAUUCACUCAUCAGACUUUGCAAAAGGUGGAGAUUCUUCCGGGCCAGAUGUUAAUCAAAAUGUUCGGGACUCGUCAAAUGCAGUGGGGAAUGGUGAUUGCAAGAUGAGUAUUUUGGGGAGUAACAAUGAAAUACGUACCACUGAGGGUAGUAAUAAGAUGGGAAUGAAUGCCAACAUGAGGUUGGGUGGUGAUGUGCAAAGUGCAUCAGGAAGCCCAUCUAGCAGUCAAAAUAAUCUGGAUAGAUAUUUUCGCCAGAAGGGUCCUCGAAUUGCAAAGGUAGUGAGAAGAAUCAACUGCAAUGUUGAGCCUGUGGACUAUGGCAUUGUGCGUUCCGAGAAGUUAUGGUGUGAUAGUCGGGCCAUUUUUCCCAAGGGCUUCAGAAGCCGUGUAAGGUACAUAAGUGUUUUAGAUCCAGCAAAUAUGUGUUGCUAUGUUUCCGAAAUUCUGGAUGCCGGACGUGAUGGACCUCUUUUUAUGGUUUCCUUGGAGCAUUGUCCAAGUGAGGUAUUUGUUCAUGUUUCAGCUGCAAAAUGCUGGGAAAUGGUGAGGGAGAGAGUGAAUCAAGAGAUCACGAAGCAGCAUAAAUUGGGAAGGAUGAAUCUUCCCCCUCUACAGCCUCCAGGGAGUCUUGAUGGCAUGGAAAUGUUUGGCUUUUCUACCCCAGCAAUUGUCCAGGUUAUUCAGGCGAUGGACCGAAAUCAAGUUAGUACAGAGUACUGGAAAUCCCGUCCCCUCAUGCAGAUUCCUCAAUCUGAAGUUAAGAGUGGGAAUCACUUACCGCAAACUGACAUAGCGAAUGAGCCUCAUGGAGUGGACACAAUACUCUGUGGCCUAUUCAAGAAGGCAAAUCGGGAAGAACUACACACCUUGUAUGGCAUUCUGACUGAUAACCGGCCCGCCACAGAUCAAGGCCUAGUGACCCAGCUUCUUAACCAAGAGAUUCACAAGCGCCCCAGAUGAUGCCAUUUCCAGGCUCAUGUGCCGGUGUCACCGGACUUGCCAUAAAUUCGUAAAUGCUGACAUCCCAGCUCAAGGUCAACACAUUUUUUUCUCUGUUGCCUGGUUCGCAAAUAAUUAGGGUAAAUUAAACUUCAUGCCCUCAAAAUAUUACCCAAUGCUCACCUUGACGCUUGAACUAUGUGUUCUCAAUUGAGUCUUACUCAAAUUAUCAGUGUGGUCCAAUUGGUACGCGUUGUUCAGUUCUCUGACAGAAAAUGCCAUAUGGGUGCUGAAACAUUUCCCAUGUUGACCCUUCGAUGGACAUGCAUUUUCGUAUUUUGACCCAGUUGUCCCACUUUGGCUCGAGUCAGUGCGUCAAGGCCUUUUCCAUUAGAGAACUGGAUGACAAUUAGAAAUUGGAUCACAUAUAGAACAAAACUUCUCUCGUACAAGGAUAAGAGCUGGGAAAAUUGAAGGGGCAAAGUAAUAUUUUGCGGGUGCAAACUUUAGUUACUCUGAAUUUUUGAACCCACUCUUUUGGUGGAGAAGCUGGAAACUUAAUGGUGGAUAGUCCGGUUUUUGUACUUUUUUUUUGUUUUUCUUGUCCACAUUCUUUUGGCAGAGGCGGUAAAAAAAAAUAGGUCCCAUUUUUUUAUUUUUGUCUGGCAGUUAUACGAGCCUCAACUGUACCGAGUCUUAUUAACAGUGAAUAAUCUGGUCUGUCCGACAUAGAUUGGAAAUAUGAAUUUAUCUGAGCGUUGACGAUGUACAACAAUGCUUAGAUGCAAAAUUUGGUAUAUAUGAUGGCCAGUUUAGCUGUUGAUUUAGCUCAA
This is a messenger RNA of Rhododendron vialii, 4885 nucleotides long. Its product is annotated as putative lysine-specific demethylase JMJ16. Gene Ontology annotation, cellular component: nucleus. Gene Ontology annotation, molecular function: histone H3K4me/H3K4me2/H3K4me3 demethylase activity. The record is from RefSeq and is a predicted model, not a curated record. The transcript has 13 exons. Gene Ontology annotation, biological process: chromatin remodeling. Lineage: Eukaryota; Viridiplantae; Streptophyta; Magnoliopsida; Ericales; Ericaceae. Bases 396 to 4073 code for a protein of 1225 amino acids.